Triticum aestivum (bread wheat) is the source of this 14218-nucleotide messenger RNA. RefSeq names its product microtubule-associated protein futsch. The transcript is spliced from 21 exons. Gene Ontology annotation, cellular component: cytoplasm. Gene Ontology annotation, molecular function: glutathione binding; glutathione transferase activity. Bases 803 to 14218 code for a protein of 4471 amino acids. The record is from RefSeq and is a predicted model, not a curated record. NCBI's taxonomy places the organism in Eukaryota, Viridiplantae, Streptophyta, Magnoliopsida, Poales, Poaceae. Gene Ontology annotation, biological process: glutathione metabolic process.
CUUAUUCGUGCCAAGAUUUUUGUUCCUUGUGAUGCUCCGUGGCCCUUGUGAUGCUAAACUUGCAUCACUAGGUUACUUUCCUGCCCCCCUUUGAUGAAAGGGCCAAGAAAUGAAUAAAGUGGCGUUGGGAGCAGGCGACAACGCUUAGCUUUUACUGUGUGCCUGCGGGGCCACUGUUUUUACCUAGUACUCCACGAAUGAAACGCACCUGUUUUACACCGUCUGUUUGGAUCAGUAUAACCAUUUGGUUGUGUUUGUACUACUAUCUUAAAACUGAGCGUUUGCUUCUUUUUACAAACCAUAACUUCUGGUGGCCAUGUAAAAAAAAGAAACUAAUGGUGGCAAUGAUGUGUUUGUUUGCAGUCCCUGACUGCAUUGUCUGCACAAAAAGGACAUACAAGAUCUGCUGCUUGUUGGAUUUCGCAAGGAAUUACUUUUUUCUAGUUUUAGGAUGUUACAGCAGUUCCUAAAAUGUGAAGUGCUCUGUUUCAAAAAAAAAAUAUGUGAAGUGCUAAAAGCUUCUGUAUGGUGAAUUUGUUGUAAAAUAUGAUUAGAGGGCUAGAUCCAUGGCCAGCCUUUUGCCUUUUCUUUUUCCCUUUGUUUCCUUCUUGCCCCUCCUCAAUAUUCACUCAUUUUCAUCUGUUGUCCUACUGAUGAAUCGAUUCCCUUCUUUGCUUUCCCACUUUAAGCAUCUUGUCUUUGCUUCAUCAGAGAGUCAUGGAACCUAUCAUAUUGGCCAGUGGAUGGGUUAAUACAUAUACGUCACCUCAUUUCAGCACUGGUAACCUAGGCUCUGGCCACCAUGGCAGGGCUUGGCAUUGGAGCACCAAUCGUGAAGGUGUAUCAUGAGAAAUCUAUAAUCUUACCGGAUGUGUCAAGGGUGCUUGCAUGCCUGUAUGAGAAGGGAAUCGACUUUGAGAGAGAGACAUUCUCCUCUUACAAGAGCCUACUCAGACUUCAGGCAUCGAGCCAUGUUCCAGUUCCAUUCUAUGAUGGACCUAAUAAAUUCCUAGAAGAAUCAAGAGAAAUCUGCCGCCAUAUAGCAGAGACUUAUGAAGAUCACGGAUACCCAUUUCUCCUUGGGAAGGAUUCCCUUGAGAGGGCUUCCAUCGAGGAAUGGCUCCACCAUGAAGAGCAUAAUUUCAACCCUCCGAGCAGAUCCUUGUUCUGCCACUUGGCCUUUCCCGUUGCUGAAGAAGAUGAUGAUAUAGACUUGCAGACGAGAAAGCUAGAAGAUGUUCUGGAAGUUUAUGAGCAAAGGCUUGGUGACAGUGAAUUCCUUGCUGGCAACAAGUUCACUCUUGCCGACCUAGUACACCUGCCAAACUCCUACCACAUCACAAAUUCUGAAAAGUUUCUGUACCUAUAUGAUUCAAGAAAGAAUGUGCAGAGGUGGUGGCAUGCUAUUUCUAGCCGGGGUUCUUGGCAGAAGGUGCUGAAGGUUAUGCACGAGGUGGAGCGGCAGAACAAACAAGAGGAACUUGACAAACAGCAGCAGCGCAAACAGGAAGAACUUCAGAAGCAGCAGCGGCGUCAGUGGCGGAGACAGCAUCCUCCAACCAGCAGACCCCAGUUUCGUCUACACUCACGGGAGCAACCCAGCACAAAACCUCACACGAUAUUGGUUCCUCCCCCUGUUAGUAUCAUCGCAGCAUCUCCCACGACUCCUCAAGCAGAGGAGCCUCAUCCUACAGGAACUUCUCCUGAUGAAACACCAGUCUCCUCAAGCCGAAGUAUCCCUACUACUCAUAAACCUUCAGAUGUCCGAAGCAAACAUACUACCAUUUCUACUACACAUGAAGAAACUCCACCAGCCUAUGUCCAAAGUACUCCUAGAAUUCCUAAAAAAUCUCCUAUUCCUGUCGAAAGACGAAUCAACUUUUUUACCCCAGCUACCUCUCCUACCACUACUGAGAAGCCCUCAAGAACUGGCGCUGAUAAGCCCAGAAUUGGAGAUGCCUCACUUCCUUCUGAAGCCACUGAAAUAGACCUCCCUACUAAAUCCAAGCCAAGUUCAUCCAAAAAAGCAUCUGAUAAGCUUCAUGAUUUCUAUGAGGCAAGCAGACAUACUGAUGAAGCAGAACCUUAUACUGAAUCCACCUCACCAAAACCUUCAGAAAUGCUGGACGAGAUAUCUGAAACUGAUGGGCCCAGCAAUGUCAUUGAUCAUGCCGAAACCAGUCCAAGAUUAGCUAAAGAAGAUUCUGACCGACUCAGGGCGUCAGGUUUCUGGACUGAGAACACAGCCCCCAAUGCUGAUACUCAGGAUAAGAAAUCAGUUCGAUACACUGAGCGUACUUCACAAAGACCUGUCGGAAAUAUUUCUAGCAGAGCUACUGACCAGAGAGUUACAUAUACUUCUCCUGAGAAGCCCCAUUCAACUGAAGCACUGGAACCAGCGAGCAUGGAUGAGCAACUGCCUCAAGGACCGGAAAGGACAACUCAGACACCCUACACUGCUCAGAGAAGAGAUGUUUCUUCUAUGCCUUGGCAACGAGCUGCUGAUGUUCAAGGAAUUGCUAAGGAGGACGGAGCAUCAUCCAGAGGUGCUGUAAGGCCCCCUUAUGCACGGAAGGAUGCUGCGGAAGCAAGGUUCCCUGCUGACCGCAGAAAAGAUGCUUCUCUCCCUAAGGGUGCACGAGAUGACACUCAAGCUAUUCCAUUAUAUGAUGAUGAUACCAACCAGGAAGCCAGAGAAACUGCAUCUGCACCAAGGCGAACAAGAGCUCAAGAUCCAUAUGAUACCUCUGAAGGAACAUCAUCUAGAUCACAACCUACCAGUGCUCCACAUGAUGCUGUUCCUCCGCCCAAGCAAGCAACAUCUGAAGGCCCUUAUGCACAAAAGGAUGUUGUGGAAGCAAGAAGGUUCCGUGUUGACCACAGAAAAGAUGCUCCUCUCCCGAAGCGUGUACGAGAUGACACUCAAGCUACUCCAUUAUAUGAUGAUGAUGAUACCAACCAGGAAGCCAGAGAAACUGUGUCUGCACCAAGGCGAGCAAGGGCUCAAGGUCCAUAUUAUACCUCUGAAGGAACAUCAUCUAGAUCACAACCUGUCAAUGCUCCACAUGAUGCUGUUCCUCCGCCCAAGCGAGCAACAUCUGAAGGCCCUUAUGCACGAAAGGAUGUUGUAGAAGCAAGAAGGUUCCCUGCUGACCGCAGAAAAGAUGCUCCUCUCUCGAAGCGUGUACAAGAUGACACUCAAGCUACUCCAUUAUAUGAUGAUGAUGAUACCAACCAGGAAGCCAGAGAAACUGCAUCUGCACCAAGGCGAACAAGGGCUCAAGAUCCAUAUGAUACCUCUGAAGGAAUAGGAACUGACCACUUUUCAUCAUCUAGACCACAUCCUGUCAAUGCUCCACAUGAUGCUGUUCCUCCACCCAAGCAAGCAGCAUCUGAAGGCUCUCAACGUGCAACCACACCAUACCUAGCUGCUCAAGAGGUCUUCCAGCAGGGUAGGAAAAGUCCUGCAUCAAGGCCAAUAGUGCCUCAUGAUGCCCAAGGCAGCACUGAAGAAGAAGAGACAGUGGAAUCAUCAUCCAAAGCACAUCCAUUGGAUUCUCAUCUGGCUGAUGUUCGUCCACCUAACCAAUUUUCGGAUGAAGAUGGUUAUGGUGCAAUGGCACCAUUGCAAACAGGAGAUACAGAUGGUCCAUAUAAUGAGAAGCGAGAUAGAGGCGCUGCUGGUCCAAAGCGGAUGAUGUCUCCAGAUGCCUUUGAAGAAACGAAGAUGACUGAUUCUGCAUCAUUUGAAGCACAAACACCAGAUCAUCGGCAAGCUGAUGCUCCUCCACAAAAGCAACGGCCAACUGAAGAUCCUCAAACUAUUGCUUCACCAUCCAAGAAAAGAUAUUCUGAUGAUGAAGAUACGGCCAAACAAGCUAAGCAUGCUCAUCAGAAACUGCAGUCUGAGCAGUGGCAUGCUGCUACAACUGGUUUGAGUAACCUAAAGGGAGAAACUGAUGAUUUUAUGCCUCCUACUCAACAAGAAAAACCUAGCAAAGAUGUGCAACAUAUCUCAUCACGAGAUGCAGAACAAGCAAACACUCGGCCUCUUGCACAAGAACCAGUAGGCAUGGAUGGACAACUGGUGCAAGGACCAGAAAGGACAGCUCGAACAUCCCCAACAAGAUAUCCAAGAGCUGAAGAAACCAGCAAACAACCUAGAGCCCCUGCUUCUAUACCAACACAUAUAGCAGCUCAAGAUGCUAGGGAUGUCUUUAGAGAGUCAAAAGUUGCUGAUUCCACACCAUUGCAAAAGCGAUACCCUGAUGCCAAAGAUGUUGCCAAGAAAUCAAAAGUUACCUUUGAAGAAACAAAACAUUCUGAUUCUGCACCAUCACGAGGGCAACCUUUGGAUUCUCAGAGAGCUGAUGCUCCAUCAUGGAAGAAAGAAGCUGCUGAUGCUCCAUCACGAGGGCAACCUUUCUAUUCUCAGAGAGCUGAUUCUCCAUCAUGGAAGAAAGAAGCAACUGAAGAUCCUCGUUCAACUGCACCAGUCAAAAAGAGACACUCCGAUGUGGAAGACACCACCAAACAAUCUAGGGAUAAUGGUUUUAAGCCAAGGCAAAUUGUGGGUCAAGAUGCUCAAGGCACCUACAAAGAAACAAAGCCCAGUGAUCCUGUGUCAUAUAGAGAACAACAAUCUUCAGAUACUUGGCAAGCUGCGCCCACUCUAAGAGAGAAAAUAACAACUGAAGGUGGUCCCAGUGUGACCCCACCAUCUAAAAGAAGGUCUCCAAGUGAUGAAGACACUAUCAAGCAACCUAGGGGCACUGCUCCAGCACCUAGGCGGACAACUUCUCAUGAUGCUGAUGUGACAUUUCAAGAUUCAAAGCCUGCUGAUUCCAUGUCAUCUAGGGAGCAGCCUUUGAGAUCAAGACAAGAGGUUGAAGAUUCUCGUAGCAAAACUUCAGCAUUUGACAAGACUCGUGCUUAUGUUGAAGAUAGCACUAGGCAAGCUGCAGACACUGAUUUUGGGCCAAGGCAGAAUGGAGAUGAAGACACUGAAGACAUCACUGAAGAAAAAAAGGUUGCUGAUUCUGCACCAUCUGUCAGAGCAAGACACACUUACACCCCACGAACUGCACGUCCUCUGUCACAGCUAGCAGAAGAGGAAGAAGAUGCCCAGGAUAAAUACAGAGAAGGUAGAGAAACUGCACGUCCUCUGUCACAGCAAGCACAAGAGGAAGAAGAUGCCCACGAUAAAGACAGAGAAGGUAGAGACACUGUUUCUGCACCAAAGAAAAUGGUGUCCAGAGAUGCUCAUGACACAUAUGGAGAAAGAAGGACUCCCCAUUCUACAUCCACCUCACCCACACCAUCCAAAGCACAACCUGCAGAUUCUCGGAGCCCUAUCAAGGUGGAGAGACCACGUUCUAUUUAUGAGGAGGACCAUCUCGUUGGCCAAGAUAGCCAUAAGCAACCUCAAACCCUCCCAACUGGUGGGAGAGCAGAUGGCUCUACACUAAAGCAUCAACAAGAUCCUGUGGUUCCAUCUAUUUCUGAAGAGAAAUCAAGUACUCCUCCAGCUCCACCAAGGGCAAGAGUUCGUGAUGAUCAUCCUACUGAAGAGCCAUUUAAAGGAGACAUUGUUGAUGACCGAAAAGGAUCACCACCUCUAUUGGGCCAAGAACCAACUUCCCAAGUCCAACGUGCCACAGAACUGUCACAGAAAGCAGCUCCUGAUGGUGAAUUGUCCACCAUUGAUCAAUGGCGGCGCACAUCUGUGCCAUUACAAGGUGAUGAUGUGCUGGGUGGGUCUACCAUUGAUCAAAAGCCAACACCAAUGAGUGAAAAAUCAAUACCCAGUGCUCGGCGUGCCAAUGAGAUGGUCAAAAAAGAGCAAAGAAUGGUACCACCUGCACGAACAGGAGCACAAACGCCCGAUGUUCAGCGUGCUCCAUCAUCAUUCUCAAGAGCUGACACGUCUGAAAGAGAUGGAGAGCCGGUACAAAUGCAAGCACCUACUCAGCAUGCUCGUCCUACUUCAGUGCCUACCAGAAGAGCAACUCCUGAUGCUCGUGACACUAGUGAUCAAGAGUUUGCGAACAAAUCUGAUGCCCAAAGAUGGAAUGCCUUGAAAGCUAAGCAUGAUGUAGCCAUGACCAGUGAAGAUGAUCGGAAUGCUAGUCCAUCAACUCAUGCUGCUGCUGUUGACAACAAGACAGCAUUGCCUGCUAGUGAAGCACAAAGUUCAGGCACUUGGCCCGGUUCAACAGGUACACCCGUAAAUGCUCAACCUACCAGUGACGAUGCACGUGUCGGAAGAUUUCCACGUGAUCAAGGGGCACAACCACCUGAAUCAACUCAAGCACAACCCCCUUUUGAUGCUCCACAUGACUCUGUAUCAACCCAAGAUGUACCUCGUGACACCUUGGGCAAAACCAAAUCUGCCAAACCAAGUUCAACUGAAGGCAUGACACCUACAGCUGGACCAGCGCCAACUUUGAAGGCCCGACUUGCUGAACAGAAAUCUGCUCCAUCAGAUCAACAAUUAGCUCGUGCUGCACAACCAACUUCAACUGAAGGCAUGCCACCUACAGCUGGACCACAGCCAACUUUCAAGGCCCAACUUGCUGAACAGAAAUUUGCCCCAUCAGAUAAAAAAGUAGCUCGUGCUGCGCCUGAAUCAAGUAAAGAAGGUACUGGUUUUUCUGCACCCGAGAAACCACAGACAAUUUUUCGUCAAGAAGCAAGACCAUCUGCGCCAAUCACAAAACAAGUUCCAUCCUCAGAUGCCCACCAUGAUACCAGGAAAAUCAAGCAUGUCACCCUUGAUAAUUUCCCCCCUGAUGUUUCACCAAUACCACCUUUUCCAAGUCGUGAGCAAGUUCCUCAUGCACCACAAACAUUCCCUAAUAAAAAAGACAUGGCACCUGCACCAGCCACAAAGGACUCUCUAGCCCCAGAUACCCAAAUUGCUUCAGAAAAUGUUCAGGAAGCCAUUCCUGACAAUUAUCGCACUGAUGAGUUAACAGUGCCACUUGUCUCGAGUGGAAAACAAGGUUCCUAUGCUGGACCCUUUACUGAACCACAGGAAGGACCAUCUCCUGAUGCUCAUGGUGCUGCAGAUGACAAGGACAUAACUAAAUAUCCAUCUGAGAGUUAUGUUCGUCCCACCAGUGGUAGCGAUGUAUUUCCUGCUGUGAAGAAAUCUGCCCCAUCAGAUCAAGAUUCAAUUCAGUCUGCACAACAAUCUUCCUCAGCUGAGACUAGGAAAGAAGAGACUAUCGUUUCUGCAGCUGGACCGACACUGCCCACAACCAUCGGUAAAGACACACAAGGUUCUCGGCGCCCUAUCAAGGCGGAGAGAACACCUUCUGCUUAUCAGGAGGACCAUUUUGUUGCCCAAGACAGCCAUGAGCAACCUCAAACCCUCCCAACUGGUGGCAGAGCAGAUGAUUCUACACCAAAGCGUCAACAAGAUCCUAAAGAUAAAUCAAGUACUCCUCCAGCUCCACCCAGAGCAAGAGUUCGUGAGCCUUUUAGAGACACUGUCGAUGACCAAAAAGGAGCACCACUAUUGGGCCAAGAACCAACUUCCCAAGUCCAACGUGCCACUGAGCUUUCACAGGAGGAAGCAGCUCCUGAUGGAGAUAUGUCCAGCAAACCUUCCACCAUUGAUCAAUGGCGGCGCACAUCUGUCCCGUUACAAGGUAUAACUCCCAAUUCUGGUGAUGAUGUGCUGGGUGGGUCUACCAUUGAUCAAAAGCCAACACCAAUGAGUCAACAAUCAAUACCCAGUGCUCGGGGUGCCAGUGAGAUGGUAGAAAAAGAUCAAAGAAUGGCACCACCUCCACGACCAGGAGCACGAGCACCCGAUGUUCUGAGCGCUCCGUCAUCAUUCUCAGCAACUGACACAGCUGAGAGAGAUGGAGAACCAGUACAAAUGCAAGCACCAACUCUGCAUGAUCAAGGGGCACAACCACGUGACUCAGUAUCAACCCAAGAUGUACCUAGUGACUCCUUGGACAAAACCAAUGUUGCCAAAUCAACUUCAACUGAAGGCAAGGCAGCAGCUCCAACUUUUAAGGCCCAGCUUGCUGAAGAGAAAUUUGCUCCAUCAGAUAAAAAAUUAGCUCGUGCUGCACGACCAACUUCAACUGAAGGCAUGACACCUACAGCUGGACCAGCGCCAACUUCGAAGGCCCAACUUCCUGAGCAGAAAUUUGCUCCAUCAGAUAAAAAACCUGAGAAACCACAGACAAUUUUUCGUCAAGAAGCGAGACCAUCUGCGCCAAUCACAAAACAAGUUCCAUCCUCAGAUGCCCAUGUUGAUACUAGGAAAAUCCAGCAAGUCACCCUUGAUAAUGUUCCCACUGAUGAUUCAUCAAUACCACCUUUUCCAAGUCAUGACCAAGUUUCCCAUGCACCACAAGCAUUCCCUAGUAAAAAUGACAGGGCACCUGCACCAGGCACAAAGGACUCUCCAGCCUCAGAUACCCAAAUUGCUUCAGCAAAAGUCCAGGAAACUAUGCCUGACAAUUAUCGCACUGAUGAGUUAACAGUGCCAUCUGUCUCAAGUGAAAAGCAAGGUUCCUAUGCUGGAUCUUCUACCGAACCACAUGAAGGAUCAUCUCCUGAUGCUUAUGGUGCCACAGAUGGCAAGGACAUAACUAAAUAUCCAUCUAGGCAAGCACCAGUUUUAGAAUAUAGGCCUGAUUCAACACCAGCUGAUAGUUAUGUUCGUCCCAUCAGUGGUAGCGAAGUAUUUCCUGCAGUAAAGAAAUCUGCCCCAUCAGAUCAAGAUUCAAUUCAGUCUGCCCAACAACCUUCUCCAGCUGAGACUAGGAAAGAAGAGACUAUCUUUGCUGCAGCUGGACCGACAUUUCCAACAACCGUCAGUAAAGACACACAAGUUUCUCGGCGCCCUAUCAAGGCGGAGAGAUCACCUUCUGCUUAUCAGGAGGACCAUCUUGUUGCCCAAGACAGCCAUGAGCAACCUCAAACCCUCCCAACUGGUGGCAGAGCAGAUGAUUCUACACCAAAGCGUCAACAAGAUCCUAAAGAUAAAUCAAGUACUCCUCCAGCUCCACCCAGAGCAAGAGUUCGUGAUGAACAUCCUACUGAAGAACCUUUUAAUGGAGACACUGUUGAUGAGCAAAAAGGAGCAUCACCUCUAUUGGGCCAAGAACCAACUUCCCAAGUCCAACGUGCCACUGAACUAUCACAGGAAGCAGCUCCCGAUGGAGAUAUGUCCAGCAAACCUUCCACCAUUGGUCAAUGGCAGCGCACGUCUGUGCCUUUACAAGGUAUAACUCCUAAUUCUGGUGAUGAUGUGCUGGGUGGGUCUACCAUUGAUCAAAAGCCAACACCAAUAAGUCAACAAUCAAUACCCAGUACUCGGGGUGCCAGUGAGAUGGUAGAAAAAGAUCAAAGAAUGGCACCACCUGCACGACCAGGAGCACGAACACCCGAUGUUCUGAGCGCUCCGUCAUCAUUCUCAGCAACUGACACAGCUGAGAGAGAUGGAGAACCAGUACAAAUGCAAGCACCAACUCUGCAUGAUCAAGGGGCACAACCACCUGAAUCAACUCAAGCACAAUCACCUUUUGAUGCUCCACGUGACUCGGUAUCAACCCAAGAUGUACCUAGUGAUGCCUUGGACAAAACCAAUGUUGCAAAACCAACUUCAACUGAAGGCAAGGCACCAGCGCCAACUUCGAAGGCCCAGCUUGCUGAAGAGAAAUUUGCUCCAUCAGAUAAAAAAUUAGCUCGUGCCACACGACCAACUUCAACUGAAAGCAUGACACCUGCAGCUGGACCAGCGCCAACUUCGAAGGCUCAACUUUCUGAACAGAAUUUUGCUCCAUCAGAUAAAAAACCUGAGAAACCACAGACAAUUUUUCGUCAAGAAGCGAGACCAUCUGCGCCAAUCACAAAACAAGUUCCAUCCUCAGAUGCCCAUCAUGAUACUAGGAAAAUCCAGCAAUUCACCCUUGAUAAUGUUCCCACUGAUGAUUCAUCAAUACCACCUUUUCCAAGUCAUGACCAAGUUUCCCAUGCACCACAAGCAUUCCCUAGUAAAAAAGACAGGGCACCUGCACCAGGCACAACGGACUCCCCUGCCUCAAAUACCCUAAUUGCUUCAGCAAAAGUCCAGGAAACUAUGCCUGACAAUUAUCGCACUGAUGAGUUAACAGUGCCAUCUGUCUCAAGUGAAAAACAAGGUUCCUAUGCUGGAUCCUCUACUGAACCACAUGUAGGAUCAUCUCCUGAUGCUUAUGGUGCUGCAGAUGACAAGGACAUGACUAAAUAUCCAUCUAGGCAAGCACCAGUUUUAGAAUAUAGGCCUGAUUCAACACCAGCUGAUAGUUAUGUUCGUCCCAUCAGUGGUAGCGAAGUAUUUCCUGCUGUAAAGAAAUCUGCCCCAUCAGAUCAAAAUUCAAUUCAGUCUGCAAAACAACCUUCCCCAGCUGAGACCAAGAAAGAAGAGACUAUCAUUGCUGCAGCUGAACCGACAUUGCCAACAAUUGUCGGUAAAGACACAGAAGGCAUGAGAGGCACUCCAACCUUGGAUUACGAGCCCACGGGAGAUAAACGUGCUGAUAUUCAGAGUGGUAGAUCUGAUGAAGUAGCCCUUCCAGAACAGAAAUCCAGACCCUCAGAUCGGGAUUCAGCUCGUUCUACGCAAUCAAGAUCCUCUGCUGAGCCUAUGGAUAAAGAGCUUAAUUAUCCAAGUUCUGCGAAACCACUUUCCUCUGCGACACCUGACCAGACAAAGGACUCACAACCUACUAUUGGUCAACAAGCGCCUGCACCAGGAACAUCUGAAUAUCCAUCCUCAGGCGAAGGACAAGUUUACCGCACCAAACCUGAUUUUGAGCUAUCUGAAGGCCCACUCCCUUAUUCACGUAGUGUCAUAGGUGAAAAGACUAUGAGACCUCCAUCUAGCCAAGCACAAAGUUCAGACUCAAAACCUGAUCCCACCCAAAACCGUGGCGAUGACCCUUCCACAAGAUCUUUACCCAAUCAAGUAGCAAAACAACAUGCAGAAACCCAACCACCACCGACUCUCGUGGUUCCAUAUGACUCCGAAUCCACCCAAGAUGUAACUUCUGACACCUUAGGCAAAGCCAAGUCACUAAAACCAUCCUCUAUUGAUCAGCAAGCUACAGGCUCAGCAUCAACUCCUGACACUCAUCUUGGUGGUGCAUCAGGGGAAUUAGCUCGCCCAGGACAGGAAUUACCCUUGAAAGAUCAAGAUUCAGCUAACUCUACACAGAAGUCUCCCUCCAGUGAGCCACAAAAAGAACAGUCCACUGUUGCUGCACCUAAUCAAUCCAAGGCGUCACAAGCAACUAGUGAAGUACUAACCCCCGCUGAUCAAAGCAUAGCUCCAUCAGAACCACUUUCUGUUGUUGAAAGAAAUGAAGAAUUUACUGUUGCUGAAGCUGAAGAAAGCAAAGUGUCUCGACCAGUCAUCGCUCAGCAAGACAUUAAGCAUGUACCAGACAUUUCAGAACCAGUACUUGAUAAUGUUUCGACGGAAGAACAAUAUCAACGUGCUUCUGAGCCACGUGAAGGACCACCUCCUGAUGUGCAUGGCACCUUCGUUGACAGAAAGACAGCUCCCUCUUCUAGUCAAGCACAACGUCCAGAUGCAAAACGUGAUGUGCUACCAUUGAGUGCCGAUGUUGACAAAAAAACAGUCCAACCUUCUAGUCAAGCACAAAUUCUACCAUCGAGUGUUGAUGUUGGUCCUAGCAGUGAUGAACAAUCAACUACAAGACUUCGACGUGAUCAAGAGGCACAGGCGCAGCUACCUGCAGCAACUAAGCAACCACAACCUUUUGAGGCUCCAGUCUACCCUAAAUCUAACCAAGAUGCCCCUAAGUCCUUCAAACUACCCUCUGGUGAUCAAGAUGUCAUGUCACCUAAAGUGGUGCCAGCAUCAGCAUCAGACACUCAAUUUGGUAAAGUAUCCGAUGAAAUAACUGAUGAUGGGCAAAACUCCCCUUUGUCAGCUCAAGAUAUAGCUCGUUCUGCACAAAGGCCUUUCUUUGUUGAGCCAACAAAAGAAGAUGAUAUUGUUGCUGCAUCCGGUCAAACUAACGAGGCACGGCCUAUAAGUGGUCAACGAGGAAUAACUCCUACUCCAGACAAACAAAGAAUUCCUGAUCUGCGUGGUGCUGUUGAUGAAAAGAUGUCACUUCCAUCUAGCCAAGCACAAAACUCAGACAUUAGGCCUGAUUCAGCACCAAUUGGUGGCGAUGUUCAUCGUACUAGUGGCGAUGAACCAGCCACAAGCUCUGUACGUGAUUCACAGGCCCGGCCUCCUGCAGGAACUCAGAAUGUACCUGCUGGUUUCUUGGAAAAGACCAAGUCACCAAGACCACCCUCCACUGAUCAAGAACCUAUGGCUAGUCCAGCACCAGCUCCAGAUGCUCCGCAAGAUCAAGAUUCAAAUCGUUCUUCACCGGUUUCUCCCUCUGUUGUAUCAAGGAAAGAUGUUGCUAAUGCUGAUCAAACCAAUGUAUCACAAGCAGGCCUGCGAGAACCCCCGAGUUCAGAUGCUAAACUUCCUUCAGAGGAAAUACAAGAAUCUAGCCCGGAUGCUUAUCUCACCAAGUCAGAGAAACCACUUCCUAUGAAAGAUCCAGUUCGGCCUCCACAUGAAGCUUCCUUUGAUUUAUUGAGCGGUGAAAAGCCCACUAUGAUCAAAGGUGAUCAGGCCAGCACAAUAUCAGAUGUCAGUCCCUCAGCCAGCGAAGAAGUUGGUCAAUCUGAAAAUAGUGCAGUUAAAGGACCACUCCCUGCGGAGUUAGUAUCAUCAUUUCCUCAGAAGAACCUCGAAAAAACAUCACCUGAAGAAAAAUGGAACCAGCAGCAGCAAACAGACCAGUCCACCACUAGAUCAUCUGAAGAUAACAACAUCGAAGCCAGUGGAACUAGAAACCCUAACACCUCAACAACGUCUAGAGAUAUACAACCUUCACCACUCAAGGAAAGAAUGCAGGCAGUUGAAGGAUCCAGAAACCAACAACAGUCUGACCAAGCUGUCUUUCAAUCAAUACAGGAUAACAGAGCACAAAUUCAAGAAACUAAGGCACGAGACACUGGAUUUGACAAGCCUGAAGUGAUUAGGCCCGAUUCAGCACCAACCAGUGGUGAUGCUCAUCGUACAAGCGGUGAUGGGCCAACUACAAGUUCUUUACGUGAUUCACAGGCACAGUCUUCUGCAGGAACUGAGAAUGUACCUGCUGUUUACUCGAAAAAGGAGUCACCAAGACCACUCUCCAUUGAUCAAGAAGUCAUGACACCUAUGAAUAAGCCAACACCAGCUCCAGAUUCUCUGCAAGAUCAAUAUUCAAAUCAUGCUUCACAGUUUACUCCCUCUGCUAUAUCAAGGAAAAAUGUUGCUAAUGCUGAUAAAACCAAUAUAUCAGAAGCAGGCCUGCAAGGCCCCGCGAGUUCAGAUGCUACACUUUCUUCAGAGCAAAUACAAGAAUCUAGGCCUGAUGAUUAUCUCACCAAGUCAGAGAAAGAACCUCCCAUGAAAGGUACAGAUCCAGUUCAGCCUCCAGAAGUAGCUGCCUUUGAUUUGCCGAGCGAUGGGAAACCUACUAUGAUCAAAGGUGACCAGGUGAAUACAAUAUCAAGUGUCAGUCUCUCAGCCAGCCAGCCAGUUGGUCAGUCUGAAAGUGCAGUUGAAAGACCACUCUCAGAUGAGUUAGUAUCACCAUUUCCUGAAAAACACCUUGAAAAAAGAUCACCUGAAGAAAAAUCGAACCAGCAGCAGCAAACUGACCAGUCCAGCACUAGAUUAACUAAAGAUGAUAGCAUAGAAUCCAGUGGAAUCGCAAGCCCAAAUAUCUUGACAACAUCCGGAGAUAUACAACCUUCUCCACUCAAGCAAAACAAUCAGGCAGCUGAAAGAUCCAGAAAACAACAACAGGCUGACCCUGUCUUUCAAUCAACACAGGACAACAAAAGGCAAACUGAAGAAACUGAGGCACAAGACACUGGAUCUGACCAGCAUGAAGAAAUUAAUCCUGAUUCAGCACCAACCAGUGGUGAUGCUAAUCGUACAAGUGGUGAUGGGCCAGCCACAAGUUCUUUACGUAAUUCACAGGCACAGCCUCCUGCAGAAACUCAGAACGCACCUGCUGUUUUCUCGGAAAAGAUCAAGUCACCAAGACUACCCUCCACUGAUCAAGAACUUGUGACACCUCUGACUAGCCCAGCACCAACUCCAGAUACUCCGCAAGGUACCUAA